Nicrophorus vespilloides is the source of this 333-nucleotide messenger RNA. It is a transcript of the gene Srp9, whose product is annotated as signal recognition particle 9 kDa protein. Gene Ontology annotation, molecular function: 7S RNA binding. Lineage: Eukaryota; Metazoa; Arthropoda; Insecta; Coleoptera; Silphidae. The record is from RefSeq and is a predicted model, not a curated record. The transcript has 2 exons. Gene Ontology annotation, biological process: negative regulation of translational elongation; SRP-dependent cotranslational protein targeting to membrane. The coding region runs from base 1 to 237 and encodes 78 amino acids. Gene Ontology annotation, cellular component: signal recognition particle, endoplasmic reticulum targeting.
AUGACUUUUAUGAAAAGUUGGGAGGACUUCGAGAAGGCCGCGGAGAAGUUGUACCUGCAGGAACCCUCAAAGGCCAGGUACACCAUGAAAUAUGUUCACUCCAAAAAUCAACUAGUAUUAAAAAUGACCGACGAUGUUGUGUGCCUGCAAUACAAAACAGAAGUCCAGCAGGAUAUAAGGCGGAUCGACAAGUUCAUUAACAAUCUGAUGAGGCAUAUGGCAUCGAAGGAGCACUAAUAUUUAAGGUUAUUGUUUUAUACACUUGGACAUUUCUGUAUUUCAAAACGAAAAAAAAAACAAGAAAUAAGUAAUAAAAAAAGAGUAUAUUUUUAA